Paramecium primaurelia is the source of this 2688-nucleotide messenger RNA. The record is from the annotation of a GenBank genome assembly. NCBI's taxonomy places the organism in Eukaryota, Ciliophora, Oligohymenophorea, Peniculida, Parameciidae.
AUGAGAAAACGAAAAUAAGAAAAUUAAAUAGAUUAGCAAAUUGACAAUUAAAGUAAUCAUUAUCAGAAGUUGUAAAAGUAAAUACUUGCACAUCAAACAAAAGUCUUAGAAUUAGAGGAAUUAAUUGAAAUGAAAUAAAAAAGAAAUAAUUUUAUAGAUAAUGAAAUCAAAUUGAAAUUAAGAGAUCUAAGAAAUGUUGAAAAAAUUUUUGAAAUAAACAAGGAGCUUGAAUUAAAUGAAGUUAAAUCUCAGAAUAAUGAAUAAAAAUCUAACUCAUCUACUACAAUUUAUAAGUAAUUAACCUAUUAAUUUAUUAUUAGUUUAUAACAAUAUUAAAAGACUCUUAAUUAAAAGUAGUUUCUAUAUAAAUAAAAGAUUUCUUAGGAAUAUUUUUCAAAUUCAAUGGAAAAGUAUUUUUAAUAUUUUGAAAGUUGUAUUGGAUAAGAACUUAAUCAAAAUUAAGAGAUUGAAAAUGAUAAUGAGAAAAUAUAUAUUUCUCCAAUGGUUAAAUUUCAUGCAAUAUAAAUCCAAUGCUUUGUUAAAUUAUUAGAUCCUAAAUUACGUAAUAAGGUAAAUUAAAGGACAGCAGAUAAUUAAGAUUAUGUCACAAUUACUUUUAGAUAUUCAAAAUCUGAUACUUUUGAUAAUUUAAAACUUAUUUGUCUUUAAUAUUGGAAUAUAAUUGAGUUUGAUAAUUUAUUUGCACCACAAACUUUUAAUUAGGAUUAAAAUUAAUAUCAGAUCAAAAUGAGAAAAUAUGAAUUUUUAGCUCCUGAUUUUACUAAAAUACCAAAUACAGAAUUAAUUGAAAGAUAUUGUGAAAAUUUUGAGUAGAGAUUUGAAAAGGAAAAAUAUGUUAAUGCAAUUCUUAAAAAAAAGAUUAUUAAAUUUUAAUCUCAUUAAGAAAAAGGAGAUACCUAUACAUAAGCAAAUGAAUCUUAAACUGCAAGCUAAUUUUUAAGUAGAACUUUCAAAGAUUAAACACUUGUAAAUUACACAAUUCAAGCUGAAGAUAGUUAAUUAGCUCAUCAAUAAUUGUAAAAUUCAAUUUCUGGUGAUCUUAGUUUAGAUGAUGCAAAUUUUGUAAUAAGUAAUAUGAUAUUGAAAAUGAAAUAAUCUUUAACAAAAAGUUAUUAUAGCUUUAUUAAACGAUUUCCUUUGCUAUAAAAAAUGUUUUAAAUUGAUACAUUUGAAUUGGAUCUUAGAGACUAAAAAAAUUUAAAAAGAAAAGGUUUAAAAAUUGAUGACUAUAACAUUUUGGUAGUUUUAUUGAUUUUAAUCCUAUUGAUAUUAAAUUGUAUGCAAUAUUCUCUUAUUCCAAAUUAAGCUGUAAUUUAGAGCCAUAUUAAUUAAAUAGAGGCUGUUUUAAAACUAGGUAAAAAUUAAGAAUUUUAAAAUAUCUCUACUUUAGAUGGCAUUUUUAGUUACUUUAAUGAUUUUAGUAAAUUUCCUUUUUAACUAUGUAAUAAAUAAUCUCAAUUCAAUUAGUACUAUGAUUUAAUUGGAGCUAUUAGGUUUAGAAAUAUCAAAGUCAAAGAAAAGGAAUGUUAAUUUACAGUUAGAACUGAUAUAUCGAAUAGAUUAAAGUGCUUUUACGAAUAAUAAAAUAUUGAUACAAUCGAAACAAAUAUACUAUCUGAAGGAAAUAAAGAAUGGAUGCAAUUUAAAUCUAAAAAUGAUAUUUCUAUUAAUAGAGUAAUUAAAGGAAAGUUUGGUGAAUAUGAUUAAACUGGUUACAUUAAAGAUUUAAAAAAAUCUUAAUAAACAAUACCACAUUAUAGAUAAGAAAUUACAUAUGAAAUGUUCUAAAAUAAAGAAUAUCUUAAUGUUAAUACAUUGGCUCUUAUUAUCACUUUUACUAUUAAAAGUAAAUUGGACUCAAAUUUCUUUUUUAUUGAGUUACUUUGUGAAAAUACGAAUCUUGGAAUCCAUCCAAACUCCCCAAAAAUUAAAUAUUUUCGAUUAGCUAACCUUGACAAAAAUAAGUAAGAAAUUCAAAUAUUGACAUACUUUAAACUAUUUUUUUCUAUCUGCUUAUCUGUAUACAUAGUAUUUGUAAUUAUCACUUUUAGUAAAGAAAUUCAAAGUAUCAAAUCUGAUUAAACAAAAUUCAGAAAUAUUAUAACAUACUUUAUAUCCCUUAUUUUUCUCAUGAAUAUUUUAGUUUUGUAUACAAACUUUGUUAGUAUAUCAUAAGCCAUUCAGUUACUAUCUAAUGAAUAAAAUCCAAAAAAUAUGAUUGAAUUUGAGGAUUUUGAAGAUUUUGGAAACUUUGCUUAAACAUAUUAAAAUUAUUUUUACUAUUUAGGUUUAUGUGUGGCUGCACUUAUAUUUAGAAGCUUAUUAUUUUUAGGAAUUUUUGAAAGUAUGCUUAAUUUAAUAGAAUCAAUAUAAUUUUAAUAUCUCUAGAUUAUGAUCAGCUUUAAAAUAUUGCUCCUAAUUCUUUUAAGUUUUUGUAUGAUUAUGAGAUCCUUAUAAGGACCAUAUUCAUCAGAAUUUAGUUCCUUUGAUACAGCGUUUACUUCACUACUCUAAAUGGUAAUGAACUCUUAUGAUGUUCGAAAAUUAUUAGAAAAUAAUUAAAUAUUAACUACAUUAUUUUUGAUCCUUUUUUAUUUUUUGUUAACUUACUUUACUUUUAAUAUGAUUAUUGUUGUUUAUAUUGAUUCUUAUAGGUAAGAAAAUUGA